Xyrauchen texanus (razorback sucker) is the source of this 2888-nucleotide messenger RNA. It is a transcript of the gene klhl38a, whose product is annotated as kelch-like family member 38a. Gene Ontology annotation, molecular function: protein binding. The record is from RefSeq and is a predicted model, not a curated record. Bases 123 to 1913 code for a protein of 596 amino acids. The transcript has 4 exons. Lineage: Eukaryota; Metazoa; Chordata; Actinopteri; Cypriniformes; Catostomidae.
GACCUCGUGGCAAAUUUCUAACUUGGAGCUUCACAGAGCCUUUAUGCCCAUCUUUGAUUGCGUUUAUCUGACUUUGAGGUUGACAUUUGGGGGAAAUGAAUUUGCUUUCAUUUUGCUGAACCAUGCCUAAUUCUGUCCAGAUCGUAAAGAGCAAACAGAGUAUGGCUAGUACUUCAAUAGAGAUCUUUCCAUUCAAGGACCAAGAGCUCCCUGCACACCUUCUAUUUCAGUUGAACUUAUUAAGACAGGAGCAGAUCUUCACUGAUGUUAUCUUGUGCACUGAAGACAAGGAGAUCCCCUGCCACAGGAACGUCUUGGUGUCCAGCAGCCCGUACUUCCGAGCAAUGUUCUGCAGCAAUUUUCGGGAAAGCAGCCAGACUAGAGUUGACCUUAAAGGCAUUGCAUCAGAAGUCAUUGAAUGUAUUGUGGAUUACAUUUAUACUGGAACCAUCACCAUUAGCAUGGAGCUUGUACUACCCCUGAUGCAGGCUGCCUCUAUGCUGCAAUACGGAAGGCUUUUCGAGGCCUGUUCUACUUUCCUACAGGAGCAGCUCAAUCCAGAAAAUUGCCUGAGCAUGAUCCGCCUCUCGGAGAUCCUCCACUGUGAAAGCCUAAAGGAGCGAGCAAAAGAGAUGGCUGUGCGCUGCUUCUCGGAUGUAGCUGCUUCAGAGGACUUCUGUGAACUCUCACUUCCUGAGUUAAUGUGCUACCUGGAGGACGACCGGCUGUGUGCAGAAGAAGAGCAGGUAUUUGAGACUCUACUGGCUUGGAUCCACCACGACCCCUUUUCACGUCGUGGUGCCAUUCAUGACCUCUUUAAGAAGGUCCGGUUGCGGUACAUCCAUCCAACAUACCUCUUCCAGUUCAUCGCCAACGAUCCCCUUGUCCAAUCGUCAACAUUAUGCACUGAGAUCAUUGAGUCUGUGCGGCGUCUUAUGUUUUCUGUUAGUGCAAAAUGCACUCGUGAGUUGAAGCCCCUUUGGACCACACCACGUCGCUACACAUGCCGCGAGACUCUAGUGGUGGUUGGAGGCCGCAAAAACAAUGAACAGACAUCUCGAGAGGCACUGCUAUAUGAUGAGCGGACACAACGAUGGCAGUGGCUCGCUAAACUGCCUUUAAGAUUAUACAAGGCGGCCUAUGUUUGUAUUCACAGCAUACUGUAUGUAGUUGGAGGCCUUAGCCUAAGCCUAGUAUCUGGAGAAAGUGCAGUCAGCGCCACAGUGUACACCCUCUCAUUAAAGACCAACCAGUGGAGGACCGCUGAGCCCAUGCAGGAGCCACGUUAUGCCCAUCAGAGCGUCUCCUACCUUCACUUCAUCUUCGCUUUGGGAGGAAUAGGGGCAGACAAACAGAUCUCAAAUACAGUGGAACGCUACAACAGCAUGUUCAAUCAGUGGGAGGCCAUGGCGCCGAUGCCCACAGCAGUACUACACCCUGCAGUCGCUGCCAACGACCAGAGGAUUUACGUGUUUGGAGGAGAGGAUGCCUUGCAGAAUCCAGUCAGACUUAUUCAGGUUUAUCACAUCUCCCGGAACUUGUGGUCUAGACUGGAGACCAGGACGGUGAAGAAUGUCUGUGCACCUGCUGCGGUCAUAGAAGACAAGAUUUAUAUUGUUGGAGGAUACACAAGAAGAGUAAUUGCAUAUGACACCAAAGCCAAUACAUUUGUAAAGUGUGCAAAUAUGAAGGAGAGGAGAAUGCACCAUGCGGCUACAGUCAUCAAUAACAAACUCUAUGUAACUGGAGGCCGCUUUCUCAACAGCCAUGAUGUCAUAGAGGACUCAGACUGCUUUGAGUGCUAUGACCCUAAAACAGACGUAUGGACUUCUAAUGGCUCAUUACCGUACAAGCUGUUUGAUCACGGUUCCCUAUCUCUGAUCUGUGUCUCCAACCGCCCCAACCCACCAUGAGGGUGCAGCACCUCUGCUGGGGCGUCCUGUUUGCUCCCCUGCUCAUUAAGGGAAAUGAGAUGGGGCCACAGCUGAGACUGGCAACAAUUUGAAGAAGGUUGCUUUCGUUUGUGGGCUGAGUAAAUCUCAGCUGUGGCUUUGAUGGUAUGCUGCUGGUGCUUGCCAGCAUCUGUGCCAUCUUAAAUCAAAAGAGAUUUGAGCUGGCAAUUGGAAGUGUCACAGUGGACCUCAGGGAGUGAGCCAAGGACCAGCAGACUUACGCAAUGCACAGCUGUUCCUGCAGAACCGUGUCACAAAAAUCUUCAGACAGAUGUCUUAACACACUCUCAGAAUGGCUUGAGCAGCCAAAUUAUUCGUCAAUCGAGCCUUGUUAACCUGAGUUUAAUUGGAAUCCAAGAGAUGUGAAAAUUAUUUAAGCCGGUGUAAAUAUAAAAUCACAGGGACAUAAGCGUUUGGUGAAGUAAUUGGUCAAGUGAAGGGAACAGACCUCAGAGCUGUGGUCAGUUCUUACUAAUAAAUGAAGGCCAAAAAACAAAACUAAUAGAUCAUAAUAUGAGUACCUACUCUGAAUGCUUGAUGUACCGUGCAUUUUCUCUUUUUGGCAAAAUAGCAUUGCUGUUGAAAUAUGUAAUUAUGAUUUCUAAAGGAACCGUAAGUGCUUAUUAGCAAUGAUUUGUUUGCUUGCAUUAUGUUGAUCUCUAUGCCCAGUGCCUAAGGUUUGAAGAGGUUGUGUUGUCUGAAAACUCCAUUAACUAAUAAAAGAUAGGGGCUUGAAGAGCCCUGACAUCACUUAAGAUAAAUAGAAAGAGGGCCAGUGGAUUCUAAGUAGGAAGUUCUAUGAAGAUGUCUAUUAGAUCCUCCUAUGUAAUGCUGCUUGAGAAAUGUCUGGUGACCUUAGCUUUGAUUAUUAAAAACUAGCUAUAUCAGAAAUGUUGCUUUUUCUUUUGCAUUGGUCUAUGGAAAAUAAAGGUUGAA